CUUUGAAAACGGGGAGGGGGGAUAAAAACGCGACCCCCCCCGUUUUCUCCCCGGUUGCUUUAUACGCUGAUCGUUUCUCCUCAGGAGCGGAAAUUGAGGAGACGGAGGCGACGCCGAAGGUGCCCCGUCCUCGGAGGAGGCGGUUUCCAGUCAUGGACGAGCAAAGUGUUGAGAGUAUUGCUGAAGUAUUUCGAUGUUUCAUUUGUAUGGAAAAGUUGCGUGAUGCACGCCUAUGUCCACACUGCUCCAAGCUAUGUUGUUUCAGUUGCAUUCGCCGUUGGCUGACGGAACAAAGAGCUCAGUGCCCACAUUGUCGAGCUCCACUUCAGUUGCGAGAACUUGUCAACUGUCGUUGGGCAGAGGAGGUGACCCAGCAGCUUGACACGCUCCAGUUAUGUAAUCUGAACAAGCAUGAAGAAAAUGAAAAAGACAAGUGCGAAAAUCAUCAUGAAAAGCUUAGUGUAUUUUGCUGGACAUGUAAGAAGUGUAUCUGCCACCAGUGUGCACUUUGGGGUGGAAUGCAUGGUGGGCAUACUUUUAAGCCCUUAGCAGAAAUUUAUGAGCAGCAUGUCACAAAAGUGAAUGAAGAGGUGGCAAAGCUUCGCCGGAGACUCAUGGAGUUGAUCAGUUUGGUGCAAGAAGUGGAGAGGAAUGUUGAAGCGGUACGCAGUGCAAAAGAUGAACGUGUUCGGGAAAUCAGGAAUGCAGUGGAGAUGAUGAUAGCUAGGUUAGAUACCCAGCUGAAGAAUAAACUCAUAACACUAAUGGGUCAGAAGACAUCACUCACUCAAGAAACGGAACUUCUGGAGUCUUUGCUGCAAGAAGUAGAACAUCAGCUGCGGUCAUGCAGUAAAAGUGAACUGAUAUCAAAAAGUUCCGAGAUUUUAAUGAUGUUCCAGCAGGUCCAUCGGAAGCCCAUGGCCUCUUUUGUCACCACUCCUGUCCCUCCAGACUUCACAAGUGAGUUAGUUCCUGCUUAUGAUUCAACUACCUUUGUCUUGGAGAAUUUUAGCACUUUACGCCAGCGAGCAGAUCCAGUUUACAGUCCACCACUUCAAAUUUCUGGGCUUUGCUGGAGGCUAAAAGUGUAUCCAGAUGGAAAUGGAGUGGUACGUGGCUACUAUUUAUCAGUAUUUCUUGAGCUCUCAGCUGGAUUGCCAGAAACAUCCAAAUAUGAAUACCGUGUUGAGAUGGUCCACCAGUCCACUAAUGAUCCUGCAAAAAACAUCAUUAGAGAAUUUGCAUCUGAUUUUGAAGUUGGGGAAUGCUGGGGCUACAACAGGUUUUUCCGACUGGAUUUGCUUGCAAAUGAAGGCUACUUAAACAGGCAGAAUGACACUGUCAUAUUACGGUUCCAGGUGCGUUCACCUACUUUCUUCCAGAAAUGUCGGGAUCAACAUUGGUACAUUUCUCAGCUGGAAGCUGCUCAAACAAGCUACGUCCAACAAAUAAAUAAUCUGAAAGAGAGGCUUGCGAUUGAACUUUCCCGGACCCAGAAAUCCCAUGGCGUCUCCCCUCCAGAUACUCACCUUAGCCCACAAAGUGAUGAUGGUCUGGAAACAAGACCAAAAAAAUCAGGACCAAACUCGGAAGUGCUUCUUGAGGCUGUGGCCAGCACAGCACCACCCAGAGACACAAAAGAAGAAGAGGAGGAAAAAGUACAGUAUGAAGACUUUAAUCAUGAACUGUCAGAUGGGGAUUUGGAUGUUGAUUUUGUUGGGCAAGAGGAGGCAAAUCAUUUAGAUGGCAGCAGUUCCUCCGUUAGUUCAACAGCCACCAGCAACACAGAGGAAAAUGAUAUAGACGAAGAGACCAUGUCUGGAGAGAAUGAUGUGGAAUACACUCACAACAUGGAGUUGGAAGAAGGAGACCUUGUGGAAGAAGCGACAUCUGCCCCGGCAGGUGCCUCAGGUGGGAGCCAUGCAUAUCGUCCAACAACCAGCCACAUGUCAAGGCGAGGAGGAGGUGCACUAAGUUCUUCUGCCAGUAGCAGCUUACUUGAUAUAGACCCCUUGAUAUUAAUACAUUUGCUAGACCUGAAAGAUAGAAAUGGGAUGGAAAACCUGUGGGGUCUACAGCCACGCCCACCUGCCUCACUUUUGCAGAAUAGAG
This is a messenger RNA of Python bivittatus (Burmese python), 2112 nucleotides long. The record is from RefSeq and is a predicted model, not a curated record. Lineage: Eukaryota; Metazoa; Chordata; Lepidosauria; Squamata; Pythonidae.